AUGUGGAUCAAGACCUUUGUGCGGAACUACGGCCUGUACAUACUGCUCGAGUCGCAGUGGACGCGGUUGCAUGUGCCUCAGGUGCUUCGCGUCUUCUGGCUUACGCGACUCACCGAGCAGGCCAUCUACAUUAUGCUCGCCUCGAAUGAGACGAACAGCGCCGCCCUCCUGGGCAGCCUGCGCUACCUGCUCGUCCGUGGCUGCGAGACGGUGAUCGCCGUGCUGGGCAUGACCAGCGUCCUCUCCGGCAUCUCCCACCAGAUUGGCUGCGCCAUGCAGGUCUUCCUCGUGGUGGAGGACCCCGAGGACCGCUCCAUUGGGGCCGUCUCCGCCAUCCUCUUCUUCAUCCUCGCCCUCCAAAAUGGGCUCACCUCGCUGGAGCCGGAGAAGCGCUUCAUGCGCCUCUACCGCAACUUCUGCCUCCUCUUCACCGCCAUCCUCCACUUUAUCCACAACAUGGUCUCGCCGCUGCUGUUCUCCCUCUCCGCCUCGCGCAACAUGUCCGUCAACCGGCACGCCCGGGCCCUCCUCGUCUGUCUCUUUCUCUUCACGGCGCCCAUUCUCUUUCUCUACUACCUCUGGGCGCACCACUCCCUCUCGACGUGGCUGCUGGCGGUGACCGCCUUCAGCAUUGAGGUGGUGAUCAAGGUGGUCAUCUCCCUUCUGAUCUACACCCUCUUCAUGGUGGACGCCUUCCGCAGCUCGAUGUGGGAGCAGCUGGACGACUACGUCUACUACAUCAGGGCCACCGGCAACUCCAUUGAGUUCAUCUUUGGCAUCUUCCUCUUCUUCAACGGCGCCUGGAUACUGCUCUUUGAGUCCGGGGGGACGAUUCGCGCGCUGAUGAUGUGCAUUCACGCCUACUUCAACAUCUGGUGCCAGGCGAUUGCCGGCUGGAAGACCUUCAUCAAGCGCCGUCACGCAGUGCACAAGAUCAACUCGCUGCCGCAGGCGUCCGCCGAGCAGCUGCGCGCCUUUGAGGACGUCUGUGCAAUUUGCUAUCAAGAGCUGACCACGGCCCGCAUUACCCGCUGCAAUCACUACUUUCACAGUGCCUGUCUCUCCAAGUGGCUGUACCUGCAGGACACCUGCCCACUUUGCCACAAGACGCUGUACAACGUCCAGGAGACGAACAACGAGUCGAUCAGUCUGCUGAACAAUGACCAGGAACAGGAGCAACAGCAACAGCAGCAGCAGCAGCAGCAGCAGCAGCAGCAUGAACAUCACGAUUAG
Messenger RNA from Rhagoletis zephyria (snowberry fruit fly), 1233 nucleotides. The record is from RefSeq and is a predicted model, not a curated record. NCBI's taxonomy places the organism in Eukaryota, Metazoa, Arthropoda, Insecta, Diptera, Tephritidae.